AUGACGUGGGUCCGUCUGGCAAAAUUUUCACAAAAACGACGUUCAAAUGACCGCCAAACAGUUGUAAAGGCUACAAUACCAGAAAAACCCCCAACAGAGGGGAAUACAUCAACAAGAAAGGAGUCUAUAGCUGACUUCUUGGAAUUAAAGGACAGCCAAGACAGUCAUUAUAGCCAUAAUGACAUUAAAAAGUAUGAAGAAACCAUAAAAGAGCUCAUAAAUGUUCUGGAAGGUACUAAUGAUUCCAUUGAAAGUGUCGACAGCGCAACGAACACUACUGUAGUUGAAAAAACUAAUAAGGAACAAGAACUGGCCAAAAAUAUUGCAGAUCAGCCCCUCAACGACAAAGAAGUUCCCUUCCAAGUUCCCAGGAAGUUUAGCACAAACUUUCAGAAACCGGUUAGAGAGAAAUCUAAGAAAACACUUAUCCCCACCAGUAAUUCAUUUGACGUCCUAAUAGAUACAUCGGACACAGAUACUGACGAUGACAUAGGUCCUUGGUGAUAACGAAGAACUACAAUUAAAAUGACCAACAGAUGGGAGACAUUUGGAGAAAGAACGAUAUUAUGGUUUAGGAGUUGGAUAUACAAACUGACAGCAGUCUACUUUUUAUGCUAUUUUCAAACAUGUACCAAAUCAAGCUGUUUGGAUGUCACCAAUGAAAACGACCCCUUCAUAAUGACAAAUUGUACACUUAUCAGUUUACCAUACACUUUCUAUUCAGGAUGGAUAUGUGGAGAUGGUAAUAAAAAUUGUCAAAGAAUAUUGAACAUACAGUCUUCAAAUAUACCAAUUUUACCUUCAAGAGGUUUUGAAAAUUUUUCCGCAUACACCGUUUUCUAUUUAAAUGAUCUCAAUAUAACUAAAAUAAUGCCAAACGCGUUUUCAGGUCAUCCUAUAAAGGAAAUAUAUCUUUUUAAGAAUAAACUAAAAGAAAUUUCUUCAGAUAUUUUCAAUGAUUUAAAAGAAUUAGAAAUUCUGGAUUUGUCUUGGAAUGAUUUAGAUACAUUAUCUGAUAAUUGUUUUGUAGGUGCUGUAAAUUUAAAAACUCUUUAUUUAUAUAAUAACCAAUUGACUAAUUUUUCUACUGCUAUUAUAGAUCCUGGCGUUCGAAUAAAAUUACUUCAUUUAGAAAACAACUACUUAAAGAAAUUUAUUGUAGAAUUUAUUAUUAAUAUUGAAACAGUUUUAAUGUCAAAUAAUAAAAUGACUAAUUUGGAUUUUUGUCCAUUAAUAUUUGAUGUGUUUAACGUAAGCAACAAUUUAAUCAGAGAAAUUAAUAUAAAUUGUAUUUCUAGCCAUGCUCAGAUUAAAGAAUUUAAUUUAGAAUUUAAUAAUAUAUAUAAAAUAGAUGCAUUUGCAUUUAAAAAUGCUCCAAAUUUAGAGAAACUAUAUUUAAAUAAUAAUAACAUCACGCAUAUAGCUGCUGGUUCAUUUUACAAUUUGGAUCAUCUUAUAGCUUUAAAUCUAAGUUGUAACAAAAUAAGUUUAAUUGAGGAUGGAUCAUUUGAUAAUUUAAAGGAUUUGCAAAUAUUAGAUUUAUCUUAUAAUAGAAUUCAAAAUAUAAAUCACUCUUUACAUUCAUUAAUUUCUUUAACAAAACUGUAUAUUGAAAAUAAUACGAUAUCGUUUCUGGAUUCAGAACAAAUUUAUAUAAAUUCUCCUCAUUUAUCAACUGUGUGGUUUUUUAAUAAUAGUCUAAGAUGUGAAAAUGUAAUCAAACUUAACAAAGAUUUUCGAAAGGAAAAUAUUAAUAUCGGUUUUAGCGAUAUUAGAAACGUAUCCAACAUUGAGGGAAUUAUUUGUAUCACAACUUCCAUUACAGAAAAUCCAGCUGUCAGAAACAUACAAACAUUAACUAACAAUUUAAAUAAUAUAACAUCUAUUCUAAAUUAUAUAAAUACUGGAAAUUCUCAAAUUAAAACCAAACUUCAUGAAAAUGGACAGAUUAAUAAGAAUUUUACAGAAGAUUUUCAUAAUUUUAUCGAAUAUUACAAUAGUUCCAAUAAAGAGCAAUUAGAAACUAGUAAAUUUGGAUCACAUAUUUUAACUUCUAUUUUAAAUAUAAUUGAUAAGAAUAAUCAGUUAAAUUUAAAAAAGGAAAAUGUAAGUAAGAUGCGAUAUGAAGUAAUGAAAGACUCGGUAUACAAUAUUACGUCAUUUUUAAAAAAAAUGUCAGAACAGGAAUAUUUAACUGAACACUUAGAGAGAAACAUAUCUGGAUAUUUGAUGGAUAUUAAAAAAGGAUUUUAUAAUUUUUUUCAAGAAUUUAAAAAUUCAAGCUUAGAUAAUAAACAGGAUAUUUUUAAAAAUUAUCUAGAAUUUCAAAAACAAAUAGAAAAUACUGAAGAGGCUCAAAUUGACAAAAUAUUGGUUAUGCUUGGUGUCAUUUUUGUGUCAAUUAUUAUAAUUUGCUUAGUUUUACUUGUGCUUCUGUUCAAAAAUUCAUUCAUCAGAAAAUUUGACAAUAAAAAAGAACAAAUAGAACUAUAGGAAAAAUAACAUUUUAAAUUUUGUAAUAAUUUUUAUUAGUUUUUAUAAAAACACGACACAAGGUGUAAAAACAAGAAAGAAGUGAACUUCUUUUUUCCUUUGAACCACUUCAUCUUUUUAAUUUCAUAUGAGAGUUCGGUCCAUACUAUGUAAAAGAACCUUUUUUUACCAGAAUCAAUCUCCAACUAAAAAUAUACAAGAUUGUGUUUUAAAAAGUACUAAAGUAUUUAUUCAGCAUAUAUAUCAAAAAUUCACAGAACAAAUCUAUUUUUAUUGAGACUAGCCCUUUCUUUCAUUGCCUCAACUAUUAUACGUCAAUCUCUUCUCAAAUAAUGUAAAGAAAUAGUAGUUUACCUAACAAGUGCGGAAAGUAAUACUUUUCCACACGCGAUUGCAGAUAGCCGAACGACGCGUGCAAUCGCGUGCGGAAAAAUCACUUUACGCACGUGUUAGAUACACCGUUUUCUGGUAAAAUGUUUAUUACUUUUAUAAUUCCACCAAAAUAUUGUAAGAAAUAACUUGAUACUUUGUAACACCCGAGGUAACACCUUUGAAACCUAAAAAUGUAUUUUAUAAAAAAUGUAAUAUAGACUUUUCUUUUUAUCACCUCUUCUGUUAUGUUAAAAUGUUUGUACAUAUUGUACUUUUAAUUAUUUAGAAAUUGUCUGACAAAUAAAGUAUCUUUGAA
This is a messenger RNA of Psylliodes chrysocephalus, 3181 nucleotides long. Lineage: Eukaryota; Metazoa; Arthropoda; Insecta; Coleoptera; Chrysomelidae. The record is from the annotation of a GenBank genome assembly.